Molecule: messenger RNA, 2317 nt
Organism: Lobosporangium transversale
Lineage: Eukaryota; Fungi; Mortierellomycota; Mortierellomycetes; Mortierellales; Mortierellaceae
Exons: 6
Coding region: 158-2287 (709 amino acids)
Molecular function (GO): nucleic acid binding
Source: RefSeq, a predicted model, not a curated record
CUCAAAAGAUCUGAAAGCGAGCAAGCUUAAGCUAAAGGGGCACAACUAUUGAUCGAAAGAAAGAAAGAAAGGAAAGAAAGAAGUAAAGAAAGAAGUAAAGAAAAAAGGAAAGGAAAGGAAAAAUAAAAAUAAAAGCCUGCAGAGUGUAGAUUAGGAUAUGGUCGGAAGCUGGGGAGAUCGUGGCGGUUGGGCCACGUCAUAUAGAAACCACAGAGAAGGCGAUAAUUAUGGUGGCGGGAGAGUACUGUAUUGUGUCUCGUGGAAGGGGAAGAACAAUAGCCGUCCUUCAUCAGAUGACUUUAUAUCAUUUGAAACAGAAGAGUUUCAAAAGGCCUUCAUGAAGAGAAGGGGAAAACUCCGUACUUACAUUUCAACCGGCGGGAAAAAAUUCCCUCGCGUCAAGAGGCCACGCAGUGAACUUUAUAAACCUUUGAGCGAUAAGUUCAAAAAAGGGAAGUCGGAGCAUAAGCAGCCUCAUGAAAAAAAUCAAGUGGAUGACAUCGAUACUGAUGCCGAGUUGGAUGCUGGUCUUCAUUCAGAUGAAGUCGAUGUCGCUGAAACGGAGGUUCUGAUACAGGAGUUUGACUGGCUUGAAGAAGAUCAGGAUCCGGAUCUUAGCAAGAAAAAGAACACAGCCACAGAUACACAGUCGUCGAUUCCGGAACCAUCUAUCUCAAUAACAGGUUGGGGAGGCGCUUUUGCUUAUGGUGCUAGAAGCGGGGGUGUGGAUACCAGCCUAGAGGUAGAUAAGCCUACGGAGCGGCAAAAUAGUGAUACCACUCAGGAUUUCAACCAUUCAGUAAGGCAGAACAUUCGAAUUGAAAGGAAAUCAAAAGACGCAGGCCAAAUUCCAUUUCCGGAACGCGAUCGACGAACGAAGAGGCGAAGAAAGCACAUGAGUGAAUUAUCGGAAGGCUCAAGAGUCAGGAUGGGCCUCAAUAGGCUCUCUACUAAGGAUCAAACUGACACCAUUGCUAAACAAUCGUUACCCGAAAAGGAAGAUACGGCAGCCAAAGCAGAUACUUUGCUUCAUAGCGUGGCCACAACAUCUAGCCAGGGCACCACGCACAAGCACGAACAGGAGUAUUGCAUGUGGUCAAUCGAUACGGAGCCUAGACAUUCGCCCACUCAGGAUGAGAAAAAACAAAAGGAUGCAUGUUUGGAAUUAGAUCAACCAAUGUGGGUUAUGGAUACCAUAGGCGAAGCGCUGCCCGUAGAAUCCAACGAUACCUAUAUUGAGCUCCCAGCGGAUAAUAACAAUCUAGGCAGAAAGCGUAAGAGAAGCAGGAGAGAUAGAAGAGGUCAAAGGGAGAAGGGUAAAAAAGUAUUGAGGGACAGCAGUAUUAUUAUGUUGGGCUCGAAUGGAGAAGAUUCUAGUGAGGACGAUGACGCUAAGGCCAUUGAAGAUUACACGCAGAACAUCAUGGGGUCUGAUAAUGAGGAUGGUCUAAGCUAUUUCCUUGGUUCAUUUGAAGAGCUAGAAGUUGGACCUGGCCACUCUAGUAAUAUUGGUGGUGUCCUCCCAGAUGAUUCAGAUGAGGGGAUUUAUGGGUACGACAACGAGCGCAUUGAUUCCAUUCGAAAAUCGGGAAAUAGACGGCGUGAACGAAGGCGUGAUGACCGCUUAACUGAAGCAGUGGACAAUGCUCUCGGGCUUAAACGAUCGGGAGGCGCUCCACUCCUUGAACCUUCCUCUCGGAAUGUCGCCAAGAUCAACAAGAUGAUAGUAGAUUUUAUUCGGGACGGUGAUGUCGCGGAGUUACGGCUCCCGGGGAUGACGCAUGCUCUUUCCACAAGGGUUUUUACCAUUUCCAGUUUAUACAAACUCGAUCCCUACAUGAUAAAAGAGGGCGAUCACGUUGUUGAAGCUUUAGCCAAGACGGAGGCAUCAGGGUUUCCAAAAGACAUGGCCGUGGUUGACCGGCUCGUCCGAGAGACAGAUCAUUGGGCGACUGUGAAGCACGAAGAAUUAACAAUUGAAAGAAGUAGAAGCAGAAGACUCGAAAGUCGUGAUCGGUUUAAUCAAAGACGAGGUCGAGGGGCCCAAGGAGGAUUCCAAAGAGUUCAAGUACGAAAAAAGGCUAUGGUGGCUAAGAUCAAUGGAACUAUCGUUGGUGAAUCCGCAAGCCCCAUCCCGCCCAGAAACGUUGGACAUCAGCUGCUUUCCAAGAUGGGCUGGAGGCCUGGCGAUGGUUUGGGGACUUUUGGAACAGGGGACAACGAUCCUAUUGAAGUUAUAGUGAAGUUAGAUCGGCACGGCCUUGGACAUGCUCCUCCUAAGAAAUGAUCGCCUCUGAAUUGCUUGGUUUUUCUUUUU